AUGUUUCCGCCCGGCCGGCCUAUGUUUGGUGAUUACAUGGGUGGCAUGCCCAGUCCGCGGCCUGGCCACAGGUCUCAUGACUUCCCCUUGACCAUGGCGGCAUCAACACACGACUUCUACUCCGCACGCAGCAAAGUGCAGCGCAUCCCUGGGAGUAGUCAGUGCAGGACGACCGACGGCAAAGUGUACUUAGAUCGGGACAGUGCCGUGGAACAUCAGCUCGCGCUCGACAGACGAGGAGCCUCGAGCCAAUCUUACUCCAGCCACGAAAGCCAGUCUCAGUGCCAAACCCAGUCUCAGAUCGAGGAGGUCGAAGAGACCACUACGUCUACUACCACCACAACGACAACCGAAGUCGAGGAGGAAGAGGAGGAGGAACUAGUAACGGAGCAACAGCGUGCUGAAGUCGGCAACUUCUUCGUCGACUCUGCCGCGGCCACUGGCAAAUCGGAAGCAGAAGCGAGAAAGAUCGUCAAGAAGAUCAUGGCAGGGAAAUCCGAUGAGUUGGUCCUGAGGCAGCUGGGGGUGAUGAAGAGCGGCAAAGUAAAGUCCAUCAAGGCGCCAGUGCUGCCUGCCCCGCCUGCACAGCCCUUGCCCCCGCAGUACCAGCAAGGGAGCUAUGAGCAGUCCGUGCAGAGCUAUCAGCCAUCGCAGCCUAUUUACCAGCUGCCACAGCAUCAAGGCGGCUACCAGCAGAGCGUGCAAUCUACACAGCAGCAGGUGCCGACUCUAGCACCGCAGCAUUACGGUGGCUAUCAGCAGACUUCGCAGUCGAUGCAACAACAAAUGCCAUCUCCACCAGGGCAACAGCAACUCCCAACUCCGCCAACGCAAUACCAAGGUGGCUUCCACCAAAGCUCGCAGACCAUGCAGCAACAGUUGCCUUCGCCGCCUCCUCCGCCAGCACAGUACCACCAAUCCAACCAACAGAGCUCCCAGAAUUCCCAACAGCAAAUGCGGUCAAUGCCACCAUUUCAGCAAGUGUCAUCGCCACCUCCAAUGCCCAUGUCUUCCAUAUCCAGCCAAGACUGGCAACUAGGCCAAGGCAUGCAGCAAUGGGCCCAGCAGCUCACGCAAGUGAUCACGACUAUGACCAGCAUGAGCUCUUCUUCUAGUGCCCAACACGCGCAAGGCUCGCUAAGUCAAGCAGCCGGCCAGAGCGUGCAGCAACAGUUGCCGCAGUUGCUUGCCCAGCAGCUUAACCAGAUGCAAAUCUCGGGGGAUCUGCUGGGGCAGCAGCAGCUCAUCGAACAAUCGCCGGCAUUCGGUAUUGGUCAGUAUGCGCAGGCUACAGGCGCACAACUAGCGAUGGACGCUCCCGUUGACGCUACGAAACCUGCUAAGAAGGAGAAAGAGAAGAAGAAGAAGAAGUCGAAGAAGAUUCAGGGCUGA
Baudoinia panamericana UAMH 10762 is the source of this 1392-nucleotide messenger RNA. RefSeq lists its product as uncharacterized. The coding region runs from base 1 to 1392 and encodes 463 amino acids. The record is from RefSeq and is a predicted model, not a curated record. Lineage: Eukaryota; Fungi; Ascomycota; Dothideomycetes; Mycosphaerellales; Teratosphaeriaceae. The transcript has a single exon.